GGGCGGGGAGCUGGGCGCCCGGGGUUUGCGGGAAAUGUGUCCCAGAAAGUUGCACACCACCCCGACACAGAGACGACGCUGCGGCGGUCGCCGGCGCAGUCCCAAGGCGCCUUUAGGCCAGCCGGGAAGGGCGGGCAGAGCGCGCGGCGCUGGCCGGAAGUGCCGAGCCGUGGGCGCGGGGCCCGCCGGGAAAUGUAGUUCCUUCGGGUGGCCUGGGGCGGUGGCCUCCAGUCCCGCAGACCUGGUGGACGAUCGGGCGUGGUAAACACGGGAUGGCUGGGCCCGUGGGCUCCGGAGGCCCGAUCGGGGCCGGGGCGCUGGCAGGAGGAGCACGGUCCAAGGUAGCCCCUAGCGUGGACUUUGACCACAGCUGCUCGGACAGUGUCGAGUACCUGACGCUCAACUUCGGGCCCUUCGAGACAGUGCAUCGCUGGCGGCGCCUCCCACCCUGCGACGAGUUCGUGGGGGCCCGACGCAGCAAGCACACGGUGGUGGCCUAUAAAGAUGCCAUUUAUGUAUUUGGUGGAGACAAUGGGAAGACGAUGCUCAAUGACCUCCUGCGCUUCGACGUGAAGGACUGUUCCUGGUGCAGGGCCUUCACCACUGGGACCCCGCCAGCUCCCCGCUACCAUCACUCGGCCGUGGUCUACGGAAGCAGCAUGUUUGUCUUUGGGGGCUACACGGGCGACAUCUACUCCAACUCCAACUUGAAGAAUAAGAACGACCUCUUCGAGUAUAAGUUUGCAACGGGCCAGUGGACAGAGUGGAAGAUCGAGGGCCGGUUGCCCGUUGCCCGGUCAGCCCACGGCGCCACAGUGUACAGCGACAAGCUAUGGAUCUUUGCGGGUUAUGACGGCAAUGCCAGGUUGAAUGAUAUGUGGACCAUUGGCCUCCAGGACCGAGAGCUCACGUGCUGGGAAGAGGUGGCCCAGAGCGGGGAGAUCCCCCCAUCCUGCUGCAACUUCCCCGUGGCCGUGUGUCGGGACAAGAUGUUUGUGUUCUCAGGGCAGAGUGGGGCCAAGAUAACAAACAACCUCUUCCAGUUUGAAUUUAAGGAUAAAACGUGGACUCGCAUCCCCACUGAGCACCUGCUCCGGGGGUCCCCGCCGCCCCCACAGCGGCGCUACGGGCACACCAUGGUGGCUUUCGACCGCCACCUCUAUGUGUUCGGCGGUGCGGCUGACAACACGCUGCCCAAUGAGCUGCACUGCUAUGACGUGGACUUCCAGACCUGGGAGGUGGUGCAGCCCAGCUCCGACAGCGAGGUUGGUGGGGCUGAGGUGCCAGAGCGAGUGUCCACUUCCGACGAGGCGCCCACCCUGGCCACUGAGGAGCGGGGUGGCUUCAAGAAGUCACGAGAUGUAUUUGGCCUGGACUUUGGGACCACCACAGCCAGGCAGCUUGCCCCACCAGCCUCAGAGUUGCCCAGUGGGAGGCUCUUCCAUGCGGCUGCUGUGAUCUCAGACGCCAUGUACAUCUUUGGGGGCACCGUGGACAACAACAUCCGCAGCGGUGAGAUGUACCGUUUCCAGUUCUCCUGCUACCCCAAGUGCACGCUGCACGAGGACUACGGGCGGCUGUGGGAGAGCCGCCAGUUCUGCGACGUGGAGUUUGUGCUGGGCGAGAAGGAGGAGUGCGUGCAGGGCCACAUGGCCAUCGUCACAGCCCGAAGCCGCUGGCUCCGAAGGAAGAUCGUCCAGGCGCGGGAACGGCUGGUCCAGAAACCAGAGGAGGAGACCCCUGGGCCGGCUGUGGGCGGUGUCCAGCCGCCCCUGCUGCGCGUAGCCAUCCGUGAGGCCGAAGCCCGGCCCUUCGAGGUGCUCAUGCAGUUCCUGUAUACAGACAAGAUCAGAUACCCCAGGAAAGGCCACGUGGAGGACGUGCUGCUCAUCAUGGACGUGUACAAGCUGGCCCUGAGCUUCCAGCUGUGCCGCCUGGAGCAGCUGUGUCGGCAGUACAUCGAGGCAUCCGUGGACCUCCAGAACGUCCUGGUUGUGUGUGAGAGCGCCGCCAGGCUGCAGCUGGGCCAGCUCAAGGAGCACUGCCUGAACUUCGUGGUGAAGGAGUCCCACUUCAACCAGGUGAUCAUGAUGAAGGAGUUUGAGCACCUCUCGUCCCCACUCAUCGUGGAGAUCGUGCGGCGGAAGCAGCAGCCACCCUCGCGCGCCCCCUCAGACCAGCCCGUGGACAUUGGCACGUCUUUGAUCCAGGACAUGAAGGCGUACCUGGAGGGGGCUGGUGCAGAGUUCUGUGACAUCACACUGCUGCUGGAUGGGCACCCACGACCAGCCCACAAGGCCAUCCUGGCAGCCCGCUCCAGCUACUUCGAGGCCAUGUUCCGGUCCUUCAUGCCUGAGGACGGGCAGGUGAACAUCUCCAUCGGGGAGAUGGUGCCCAGCAGGCAGGCCUUCGAGUCCAUGCUGCGCUACAUCUACUACGGCGAGGUCAACAUGCCACCUGAGGACUCGCUCUACCUGUUUGCGGCCCCCUACUACUAUGGCUUCUACAAUAACCGGCUGCAGGCCUACUGCAAGCAGAACCUGGAGAUGAACGUCACGGUGCAGAACGUGCUGCAGAUCUUGGAGGCGGCGGAUAAGACACAGGCACUGGACAUGAAGCGUCACUGCCUGCACAUCAUUGUGCACCAGUUCACCAAGGUCUCCAAGCUGCCCACACUGCGCUCACUGAGCCAGCAGCUGCUGCUGGACAUCAUCGACUCUCUGGCCUCCCACAUCUCUGAUAAGCAGUGCGCAGAGCUGGGCGCCGACAUCUGAGGGCCUCCAUGGUGCCAGUGGACGGUGACCACACCUGGCCUUCUGCUCACUGCAGACUGCAGUACUCGGACCUGCAGGUCAAGGAGCAGCAGGAUGCCCCAGGCCUCCGCAGGAGCCGAGGAGAGGGGCCACAGGCAGUCUGGGAAACUGAACUCCUUCAGAGGCCUGAGUGAACCCCUCCUUGAAGGGCUCAGCACUAGGGGCAG
Sorex fumeus (smoky shrew) is the source of this 2980-nucleotide messenger RNA. RefSeq names its product leucine zipper like post translational regulator 1 (gene LZTR1). Bases 273 to 2774 code for a protein of 833 amino acids. NCBI's taxonomy places the organism in Eukaryota, Metazoa, Chordata, Mammalia, Eulipotyphla, Soricidae. Gene Ontology annotation, cellular component: Golgi apparatus. The record is from RefSeq and is a predicted model, not a curated record. The transcript has 21 exons. Gene Ontology annotation, molecular function: protein binding.